ACCCAGGUGCUCCAGAGCAGAGUAACGCGGGCGGUGGUCGCGGGGAGGGGAAGGGGAGCCCCGGGAGACGGCAGCAGGAUGGGCGGGCGGCCCUCGAGCCCUCUGGAUAAGCAACAGCAGCAGCACCUAAGGGAUCAGAUGGACACCCUGCUAAGGAACUUCCUGCCCUGCUACCGUGGGCAGCUGGCAGCAUCAGUCCUUCGGCAGAUCUCCCGAGAGCUGGGCCCCCAGGAGCCGGCUGGAAGUCAGUUGCUACGAAGCAAAAAGCUGCCCCGAGUCCGUGAGCACCGAGGACCCCUGACCCAGCUUCGGGGCCACCCACUCCAGUGGCAGCCGAUCUUCUGUGUUCUGCGUGGGGACGGCCGCCUGGAGUGGUUCAGCCACAAGGAGGAAUAUGAAAACGGGAACCGCCCCCUUGGCUCCACAGCCCUGACGGGAUACACACUCCUGACUUCCCAGCGUGAAUAUCUCCACCUUUUGGAUGCUCUCUGCUCGGCCUCCUUGGGAGACAAUACUCAGGAAGAGCCUGACUCCCUCUUGGAAGUGCCUGUGAGGUUCCCCCUAUUCCUCCAGCACCCCUUCCGCCGGCACCUCUGCUUCUCUGCAGCCACCAGGGAGGCACAGCAUGCCUGGAGGCUGGCACUGCAGGGUGGUAUCCGGCUUCGGGGCACAGUCCUGCAGCGAAGCCAGGCCCCUGCUGCCCGGGCCUUCCUGGACGCCGUCCGACUCUACCGGCAGCACCAAGGCCACUUUGACGGCGACGACGUUACCCUAGGUUCAGACGCCGAGGUGCUGACCGCGGUGCUGAUGCGGGAACAACUUCCCACGCUGCGAGCCCAGACCCUUCCUGGCCUGCAGGGGGCCGGCCGCGCCCGCGCCUGGGCCUGGACCGAGCUUCUGGAGGCCGUUCACGCAGCUGUCCUGGCCGGGGCCUCCGCCGGGCUCCGCGCCUUCCAGCCCGAAAAAGACGAUCUGCUUGCGUCGCUGGAGAAGACGAUCCGCCCGGACGCGGACCAGCUGCUGCGGCUGCGGGCGAGCGUGGCUGGGCGGAUGCGGACGGAUAUCAAGGGACCGCUCGAGUUGUGCCUGCGCCGGCAUGUGGACCCGCAGCUGCCCCGGCUCGCUCAGACCCUGCUGGACACCGUGGAAGCCUUGCUCGAGGUGGUGCGGACCCUCCUGGCUCAAGGCGUGGACCGACUGUCCGGCCACCUGCGCCAGAGCCCCUCGGGCACGCGGUUGCGCAGGGAGAAUUGGAAAAGGCCCUUGGUGCCAGUGAUGUAUCCUGCACUCUGGAUGGCUGCUUGGAGGUCCCAUGGGAACAGGAGGAAGCAGAUGAGGAAACUGAGGCUGAGCGAGGAGGAGCGGCCUGUCCCAGGCAGCCAGGCUCUGGUGCCCAGAUCCAGCCACUCUGCCCACCACUUUCUCGAGGAACCCUCCACAGCUGAAUCUUCACCCGAAUCUAUCUUGUUUCUAUUGGAUAAAUGUCUACAAGCAGAAUUUUGGGGCCAAAAUGGAUGUGCCAUCUUUAGGCUUUUGUACCCACUGCCCCUCCAGAAAACUGUGCCAUUUCCUACUCCGAGCAGCAGCAUUUGUGUAUUUUUUCCAAGUCUUUUUUUUUUUGAGACAGAGUCUUGCUCUGUCGCCCAGGCUAGAGUGCAGUGGCAUGAUCUCGGCUCACUGUAACCUCUGCCUCAGCCUCCUGAAUAACUGGGAUUACAGGUGCCUGCUGCCAUGCCCAGUUAAUUUUUGUAUUUUAGUAGAGACGAGGUUUCACCAUGUUGGCCAGGAUGGUCUCAAACUCCUGUCCUCAAGUGAUCUGCCCGCCUCGGCCUCCCAAAGUGCUGGGAUUACAGGCAAGAGCCACCGAGCCCAGCCCAUUUUUUUUUCUAAUAAUAGAGACAGGGUCUCACUAUGUUGCCCAGGCUGGACUUGAACUCCCGAACUCAAGCAACCCUUCUGCCUCGGCCUCCCAAAGUGCUAGGAUUAUAGGAGUGAUCCACCCUGUCCAGCCUCCAAAUCCUUUCUCAACACGAGGACUUUUCAUAAAAAGAAAAAAACUAUGCCAAUUAGACAGACACAGAAAUCUCAUUCUUCUAUUUUGAAUUUCUUUGACUAAAUUGAACUUACAAAUAAGUUUAUUAUGGCCGGGCUCAGUGGCUGAUGCCUGUAAUCCCAGCACUUUGAGAGGCUGAGGCUGGCAGAUCACUUAAGCUCAGGAGUUCAAGACCAGCCUGGCUAACAUAGUGAGACCCCCCGCUCUCUACAAACAAAUACAAAAUUAAUAGCUGGGAGUGGUGGCUCAUGCCUGUAAUCCCAGCACUUUGGGAGGCUGAGACAGUUGAUCGCUUGAAGACAGGAGUUUGAGACCAGCCUGGGCAACAUGGCGAAACCCAUCUCUACUAAAAAUACAAAAAAAAAAAAGCUGAGCUGAGAUGGUAGAUUUAGCUAUUCACCUGAGCCUGGGAAGUCAAGGCUGCAGUGAGUGGUGAUUGUACCACUGCACCCCAGCCCGGGCCAUGGGGGUGAGACCCUGUCUCAAAAAACAAGAUCGAAUAUGUUGAUUAGCCGUUUGCAUGUCUGUCGUUUCGUUUUUUUAUUUUAGUGAAUUGCCUGUCCACAGCUUUAUUCUACUUUUCAGGAGUGUUUAGAUUAUUCUUAUUGAUAUCUAAUCACUUUUUUUAUCUGGAGGCUCUGAAGGCUUCGUGAUACAGCUUACAGAUUUUUUUUUUCUCGGCUUGCUGUGAGCUGUUUGGGUUUGUUUCCUAGCUGCAAAUCUUAACUUGGUAUCAAGUUUCCCGGCUGGGAGAGCAGUUUUUCCCGACCUCCCUCUGCUUGCCAGAAAAGUCAUCUGCUAAGUAGGUACUGGCAGGCUCUCCACUCUCACGAACAUUGCAGCUGCUUCCGGAGUGGGUUCCACAGGGAUUCCCCUGUGUUCUUGGUUCAGCUUACAGAGGGACUGUCACACUCCAUGGAGACAGUUUCCUCCCAUUCUGUUGGAGUUUUCAGCCUCCCCUAAGACAAUGAGCUAUUCCUGACCUUUCCAGCUAUUUCCCUCCAACCUCACCUUCCGAAAUACAUUUGCACUUCAGAGUCUACUUCAGCUGUCUUCCUUUUACCCUGGACGGGGUGAGACCGGAUGUAGAUGUUAAUUCUGGAACAAUUACAGCCUCAAGAAUUUGUCAUCUUGCUCCUUUUGAGAAAACCAUUGUUUGCCCUGGGGUCUUUUUCUUAAUAUGAAAAGAUCUUUCCUCGUCAA
Molecule: messenger RNA, 3256 nt
Organism: Callithrix jacchus (white-tufted-ear marmoset)
Lineage: Eukaryota; Metazoa; Chordata; Mammalia; Primates; Cebidae
Source: RefSeq, a predicted model, not a curated record